AUGAGCUCAGGACUGUUGGAGCUGCUAGAUGCUGAUGCAAAAGGGGGCUCUCCAGCCUUUGUGAAUUUCCCGCUGGAGAGCUGUGGUCUGGGGAGGGGAGCCGGCAGCAGCAUCGUGCCAUGGUUUGUUGAGAAAAAACAAGGGGAAAUUUACAACAAAGCUCUGAAUGGAAUGGAAACAGUGAGCCUUGUGUCCCAGCGCUCACUGGCUAGCCCUCUUUGGGGCUUCGUGAAAAUGCUCCCCCUUCGGCUGAAUGAGGAUGAAGACUGUGAUGAAAUCAUAUUCAUGUCUGAAAUUGAGGCUUUUGACAAUAACAAGAAUUUUGGUGGCAUGAACAUUCUUUCCUUGGUCUUCAGUAACUUUGCUUGUGACAACAGCUAUCAAGAUUUUGGUGCCAAUGCUCUUGUCACCUAUGCAAUCAUUAGUGGUGCAGAUGACAGUUUCCAUAUUGACCCCGAAUCUGGAGAACUGAUUGCCACCAAGCGUUUGGACCGAGAACGCCGUUCCAAGUACUCCCUGCUGGUCCGUGCAGAUGAUGGUCUACAGUCUUCAGAUAUGAGAAUAAAUAUCACUAUCAGUGAUGUUAAUGACCAUAUACCUAAAUUCUCCAGACCUGUGUACUCUUUUGAUAUUCCAGAAGAUACCACACCUGGCUCUCUGGUGGCUGCCAUUUUAGCUACAGAUGAUGAUUCUGGUGUGAAUGGAGAAAUUACAUAUACUGUGAGUGAAGAUGAUGAAGAUGGUAUCUUUUUCCUGAAUCCAGUCACUGGAGUCUUUAAUUUGACUCGAAGUUUAGACUAUGAAACACAGCAGUACUAUAUCCUCACUGCCCAUGCAGAAGAUGGUGGAGGACAAUUCAUGACCAUCCGUGUUUAUUUUAAUAUUCUCGAUGUGAAUGACAAUCCACCAGUCUUCAGCUUGACAUCAUAUAGCACAUCCUUAAUGGAGAACCUACCUCUUGGAUCCACAAUUCUUAUAUUUAAUGUCACUGAUGCUGAUGAUGGACCUAACUCCCAGUUGUCUUACAGCAUCACUUCAGGGGAUAGCCUUGGUCAGUUUACCGUUGACAAGAAUGGUGUGCUAAAAGUCAGGCAGACUUUGGACCGUGAAAGUCAAUCCUUCUAUAACCUGGUUAUUCAGGUUCAUGAUAUGCCACUCCCUUCAGCCUCUAGCUACACCAGCACCGCUCAAGUGUCUAUUAUUCUUCUGGAUGUCAAUGAUAAUGCCCCAACUUUCAUUUCCCCCAAACUCACCUAUGUUCCAGAAAACACACCCACUGAUACUGUUGUGUUCAAAGCUCAAGCAACUGAUCGAGACAGUGGUCCCAACAGCUAUAUUGAGUAUACUCUACUGAACCCUUUGGGAAACAAGUUCAGUAUUGGGACCAUUGAUGGAGAAGUGAGACUCACAGGGGAACUAGACAGGGAAGAGGUAUCCAAUUAUACUCUCACUAUAGUAGCCACUGACAAAGGCCAACCAGCUCUCUCUUCAUCGACGGAAGUGGCCGUCAUCAUCCUUGAUAUCAAUGACAACAACCCCAUUUUUGCACAAGCCCUAUAUAAAGUGGAGAUUGAUGAAAACACACUGACUGGGACUGAUAUAGUUCAGGUCUAUGCUGCUGAUGGAGAUGAAGGGACCAAUGGACAGGUCCGCUAUUCCCUCCUCCGUGGAAAUGAAAACCAUGAGUUUAGAAUGGACUCAGUGACAGGGAUCCUUUCUGUAGCUAAGCCUUUGGACCGAGAGAAGAAAGCGGCUUACUCUUUAACUGUUCAGUCAGUAGAUCGAGGCAGUAGCCCCCGGAUGGACACCACUACAGUGGAAAUUAUUCUCUUAGAUAUCAAUGAUUUUGUUCCCGUCUUUGAGCUGUCACCAUAUUCUAUCAACGUCCCUGAAAAUCUAGGAACCCUGCCAAAGACAAUUCUUCAGGUUGUAGCAAGAGACGAUGACCAAGGUCCUAACAGCAAACUGACAUACAUGCUCAUUGGUGGGAACGAAGAUAAUGCCUUCAUUCUCUCAGCCAGUGGGGAACUCAAAGUGAUACAGAGCCUCGAUAGAGAAACUAAGGAGAAAUGCAUUUUGUUGAUCACGGCGACAGAUUCAGGGUCUCCUGCCCUCACUGGCACUGGCACAGUGAAUGUCAUAGUUGAUGAUGUCAAUGACAACAUCCCCACCUUUGCCCACAAGAUGUAUUCUGCCACCAUUUCAGAAGAUGCCCCAACUGGAUCAGAUGUGUUGCUUGUUAAUGCCUCAGAUGCAGAUGCCUCAACAAAUGCAGUCAUCAGCUAUAGACUCAUUGGUGGAAAUUCCCAAUUCACAAUCAAUCCAUCUACGGGACAGAUUAUCACCAGUGCCUUGUUGGACAGAGAGACAAAAGAAAACUAUACAUUGAUAGUUGUCUCUAGUGAUGGCGGAUUUCCAGAACCUCUUUCCAGUUCUACCAGUGUCUCUGUUACUGUAACAGAUGUCAAUGAUAACCCACCAAGAUUUCAACAUCAUCCCUAUGUCACUCAUAUCCCAUCACCUACUCCUUCAGGUUCAUUUGUCUUUUCUGUCACUGUCACCGAUCCUGACACCGGGCCCAAUUCUGAACUCCAUUAUUCCCUGACUGGUAGAAACUCUGAAAAAUUCCACAUUGACCCCUUACGUGGUGCAAUUAUGGCAGCUGAACUCCUAAAUAUAGCCACAGAAAUGACAUUUUUUGUCCAUGUGAAAGAUAGUGGGUUAUCUCCAAAGAUGGAUUCAACAACAGUGACUGUCCGAUUUGGGAAUAAGGCUGAUUUCCCCAAAAUUCGAGCUAAACAGCAAACGUUUCUGUUCCCUGAAAGUCAACCCGUUGGUACUCUCAUUACCACUAUUUCUGGGUCUUCUUCCAGAGGAGAGCCUUUGUCCUAUUUUAUUGCAAGUGGCAAUCUUGGAGGUGCAUUCCACAUUGACCAACUGACUGGACAAGUCUCCAUCAGUCAACAUCUGGACUUUGAAAUGGUCCAGAAGUAUGUGGUUUGGAUAGAGGCCAGAGACACAGGCUUCCCUCCUUUCUCAUCUUAUGAGAAACUGGCUAUAGCAGUGAUGGAUGUCAAUGACAACUCGCCAAUAUUCAAGGAAGACCCAUUUGUGGCAGAAAUACUAGAGAAUCUUUCUCCUCGCACAUUACUGACUGUCUCUGCAAUGGAUAAGGACAGUGGACCCAAUGGACAGCUAGAGUACAGCAUAGUCAAUGGUAAUAUUGAAAAUAGCUUCAGUAUCCAUCACAGCACUGGAGAAAUUAAAAGUAUCAGGUCUUUGGAUAGGGAAAAAGUAUCUCAAUAUGUUCUCACAGUGAGGGCUUCAGACAAAGGCACUCCUUCUCAGAGCACCACGGUAACGGUCAUCAUCAAUGUCUUAGAUGAAAAUGAUAACGCCCCAAGGUUCUCUCAAAUCUUUACUGCCCCUGUACCUGAAAAUGCCCCCCUUGGUUAUACGGUGACUCGAGUAACGACGUCGGAUGAAGAUGUUGGCGUGAAUGCUAUUAGCAGGUACUCUAUAAUAGAUACCAGCCUUCCUUUCUCCAUCAACCCUAGCACAGGAGACAUCAUCAUCAGUCGACCUCUCAACCGGGAAGAUACUGACCGUUAUAGGAUCAGAGUUUCAGCACAUGAUUCUGGGUGGACAGUCAGCACAGAUGUUGCUAUUUUUGUGACAGAUGUCAAUGAUAAUGCCCCACGAUUCAAGAAACCAUCCUACUACCUUGACUGUCCUGAGCUCACUGAGAUUGGGGCCAAAGUGGCUCAGGUCUCUGCCACAGAUCCUGAUGAAGGGUCCAAUGGCCAAGUUUUCUAUUUCAUAAAGUCACAGUCUGAGUUUUUCAGGAUUAAUGCCACCACCGGAGAAAUUUAUAAUAAGCAGGCCUUAAAAUAUCGAAAUGUCACUGGUUCCAGUAAUGUCAAUAUUAAUAGACAUAGUUUCAUAGUGACUUCUUCAGACCGUGGAAGUCCCUCUUUGCUAAGUGAGACAACGGUGACCAUCAAUAUUGUGGACAGUAAUGACAAUGCCCCUCAGUUUCUUAAUAGUAAAUAUUUCACCCCUGUUACCAAAAAUGUAAGAGUUGGUACAAAGCUCAUCAAAGUCACUGCUGUAGAUGAUAAAGAUUUUGGAGCAAAUUCUGAAGUUGAAUAUUUCAUUUCAAAUGAAAGCCCUGUGGAGAAGUUCAAGUUGGACAGCACUACAGGAUGGAUUUCUGUUGCCUCUUCUCUCAUGUCUAAUUUAAACCAAAACUUUAUGAUGACAGUGACUGCCAGGGACAAAGGAAACCCUCCGCUUUCAUCUCAAGCCACAGUUCAAAUUGUGGUUACUGAGGAGAACUAUCACAGCCCAGAGUUCUCUCAAAGCCACAUGAGUACAACGGUCCCCGAGAGCCAGAGUGUUGGUUCUGUUGUCAGAACUGUGUCUGCUCGUGAUCGAGAUGCAGCAAUGAAUGGUUUACUCACUUACCAUAUUUCUUCUGGAAAUGAGGAUGGUCUUUUUGCAAUAAAUGCUUCUACAGGUGCAUUAAUUCUAGCCAAACCCCUUGACUAUGAGCUACACCAGAAACAUGAAAUGACAAUUAGUGCUACAGACGGAGGAUGGGUGGCGCGGACAAGCUACUGCAGCAUCAUUAUUAAUGUCCUCGACGUGAAUGACAACUCUCCAGUAUUUGUCCCAGAGGAAUAUUCUCCCACUGUCUUGGAAAAUGCCCCCAGUGGGACGACAGUCAUGCGCCUAAAUGCAACAGAUGCUGAUUCUGGCAGUAAUGCUGUGAUUGCAUAUUCUUUACAGUCUUCAGACAGCGACCUCUUUGUCAUUGAUCCCAACUCUGGAAUCAUUACUACUCAAGGAUUCUUGGAUUAUGAAACCAAGCAGAGUUACCAUCUUACGGUAAAGGCCUUUAAUGUCCCUGAUGAAGAAAGGUGCAGCUUCGCUACUGUGAACAUCCACUUGAAAGGUACCAAUGAAUAUGUGCCACGCUUCGUUUCCAAACUCUAUUAUUUUGAAAUCUCUGAGGCAGCAUCCAAAGGGUCUGUCGUUGGAGAAGUAUUCGCCAGUGAUCGUGACAUGGGCACUGAUGGGGAGGUACACUACCUGAUUUUUGGUACUAGCAGAAAGAAAGGUUUCCAGAUUAAUUCCAGGACUGGACAGAUUUAUGUUUCUGGAGUUCUUGAUCGAGAAAAAGAAGAGAGGAUUUCUUUAAAAGUACUGGCCAAAAAUUCUGGGAGCAUUCGUGGUGCAGAUGUAGAUGAAGUAACUGUGAAUAUCACCAUCCUUGAUGCCAAUGACCCUCCUGUUUUCAGCCUGGAGAUCUAUAAUGUCCAGAUCAGUGAAGGUGUGCCUAUAGGAACACACGUGACUUUUGUAAGUGCCUUUGAUUCAGACUCUGUGCCCAAUUGGAGCAGAUUUUCCUACUUUAUUGGUUCAGGGAAUGAAAAUGGUGCCUUUUCCAUCAACCCCCAGACAGGACAGAUUACUGUGACUGCCGAGCUCGAUCGAGAAACCCUUCCUGUCUAUAACCUAACUGUCUUAGCUGUGGACCUGGGGACCCCCUCAGCUACAGGAAGUGCCUCCUUAUUGGUCACCCUGGAAGAUAUCAAUGACAAUGGACCCACAUUGUCCAUCAGAGAAGGCGAGGUCAUGGAAAACAAGCGUGCAGGAACUCUGGUGAUGACCCUGCACUCCACAGACCCUGAUCUCCCCCCAAACCAAGGUCCCUUUACAUAUUAUUUGCUCAGCACAGGGCCUGCCACCAGCUAUUUUAGUCUCAGUACUGCAGGAGUUCUGAGCACCACCAGAGAAAUUGACAGAGAACAAAUUGGUGACUUCUAUUUGUCAGUGAUUACCAGAGACUCGGGCAUUCCUCAGAUGUCUUCCACAGGGACUGUCCACAUCAGGGUCAUAGAUCAGAAUGACAAUCCAUCGGAACCAAGGACUGUUGAGAUCUUUGUUCAUUAUUUCAGUAACUUGUUUCCAGGCGGGAUUUUAGGCAGUGUGAAGCCUCAAGAUCCCGAUGUGUUGGAUAGUUUUCAUUGUUCCCUGACUUCCGGAGUAACAAGUCUCUUUAGCAUUCCCAGUGGCACUUGUGACCUGAAUUCCCAGGCCAGAUCGGCAGAUGGCACCUUUGACCUGACCGUUCUAAGUAAUGAUGGAUUGCACAGUGCAGUCACCAGUAACAUCCGGGUCUUUUUUGCUGGUUUUACCAAUGCCACUGUGGAUAACAGUAUCCUCCUCCGCCUCAGUGUGCCAACCAUGAGGGAUUUUCUGACCAACCACUACCUCCAUUUCCUACGCAUUGCCAGUUCCCAGUUAACAGGUCUUGGAACUGCUGUGCAGCUCUAUGGAGCCUAUGAGGAGAACAACAAGACCUUCCUGUUGGCAGCUGUGAAGAGAAAUACCAACCAGUAUGUGAAUCCAAGUGGUGUGGCCACCUUCUUUGAGAGCAUUAAAGAGAUCCUGCUCCGGCAAAGUGGGGUCAGGGUAGAAUCUGUUGACCAUGACCCAUGUAUCCACGGCCCUUGUCAAAAUGGGGGCAGCUGUCUAAGACGGCUGGCAGUGAGUCCUACCCUGAAGAGUCACGAAAGCCUCCCAGUUAUUAUUGUGACCAAUGAGCCUCUCCAGCCUUUCUUUUGUAAGUGUCUUCCGGGAUACUCUGGAAACUGGUGUGAGACGGACAUCGAUGAGUGCCUGCCAUCCCCUUGUCACAAUGGUGGUACCUGCCACAAUUUAGUGGGAGGCUUCUCUUGCAGCUGUCCAGAAGGAUUCACAGGGCGAGCCUGUGAGCGAGAUAUCAAUGAAUGCCUGCCCAACCCAUGCAAAAAUGGGGCCCUCUGCCAGAAUUUUCCUGGGAGCUUCAAUUGUGUCUGCAAAGCUGGAUUUACAGGUAAAAUGUGUGAAUCUUCCAUCAAUUAUUGUGAAUGCAAUCCUUGCUUUAAUGGAGGGUCCUGUCAAAGUGGUGUUGAGUCGUACUAUUGUCAUUGCCCAUUUGGUGUUUUUGGAAAACACUGUGAAUUGAAUAGCUAUGGUUUUGAGGAAUUAUCAUACAUGGAAUUUCCCAGUUUGGACCCCAACAACAACUAUAUAUAUGCCAAGUUUGCAACCAUUAAAAGCCAUGCCUUGCUGUUGUAUAAUUAUGACAACCAGACAGGAGAACGGGCUGAGUUCUUGGCCCUAGAAAUAGCAGAAGAGCGUCUACGAUUCUCUUAUAACAUUGGCAGUGGCACGUAUAAACUGACUACAAUGAAAAAGGUGUCUGAUGGACAUUUCCAUACUGUGAUUGCCCGAAGAGCUGGAAUGGCAGCAUCCCUAACUGUGGAUUCCUGCUCUGAAGACCAAGAACCAGGCUACUGCACCGUCAGUACUAUGGCUGUUUCAGAUGACUGGACUCUUGAUGUGCAGCCAAACAGAGUUAUGAUUGGUGGCAUCAGGUCCCUGGAUCCAGUGCUUCAAAGGAGAGGACAAGUGGAAAGCUAUGAUUUUGUUGGUUGCAUAAUGGAAUUUGCCAUUAAUGGACGCCCCCUGGAACCAAGUCAAGCAUUGGCAGCUCAUGGGAUCCUUGAUCGGUGUCCCAGACUGGAGGGUGCUUGUGCCAACAGCCCGUGCCAACAUGGAGGCACAUGCACAGACCACUGGUCAUGGCAACAGUGCCAGUGCAAAGAAGGAUUGACCGGGAAAUACUGUGAGAAAUCAAUGACUCCUGACACAGCAUUGUCUCUGGAAGGCAAAGGCCGACUGGACUACCACAUGAGCCAGAGUCGGAAGUGGGAAUAUUUAUUAAGACAGAGCAUUCGAGGGACUCUUUUAGAGCCUUUUGGGGUCAGCAGCCUUGAAGUGAAAUUUAGAACAAGGAGCGAAAAUGGGAUUUUAAUUCAUAUUCAGGAGACCAGCAAUUAUACUACUGUGAAGAUAAAGAGUGGCAAAGUUCAUUUUACAUCUGAUGCUGGAGUUUCUGGGAAAGUCGAGAGGCAUAUCCCUGAGGUUUAUGUUGCUGAUGGCCACUGGCAUUCUCUCCUGAUUGGAAAAAAUGGAUCAUCUACAAUUUUGUCUGUAGACAGAAUAUAUAGUCGAGACAUCUUGCACCCCACUCAAGAUUUUGGUGGAAUUGAUGUGCUUACAAUUUCUCUUGGGGGAAUCCCACCCAAUCAAGCCCCUCGGAACACUGAUACAGCAGGUUUUGAUGGCUGCAUAGCCUCUGUGAUUUAUGGCAGUGAGAGCCUUCCAUUUGGUGGGAAACACAGCUUGGCGACUAUAUCCAAGACAGAUCCAUCAGUGAAGCUGGGCUGCCGUGGCCCCAAUAUCUGUGCCAGUAAUCCCUGUUGGGGGGAUCUACUUUGCAUCAACCAAUGGUUUGCCUACAAGUGUGUUCCUCCUGGAGACUGUGUGUCCCAACCUUGCCAAAAUGGUGGCACUUGUGAGCCAGUCCUAUACUCAGGAUUCACAUGCAACUGCCCAGAAUCACAUACUGGAAGGACUUGUGAGACAGUGGUGGCCUGCCUUGGUGUUCUGUGCCCUCAGGGAAGUGUGUGCAAGGCUGGCAGUGCUGGAGGCCAUGUCUGUAUCUUGACCAAAGUGCCAGAGGAGAUCUCCCUGCCACUGUGGGCUGUCCCUGCCAUUGUGGGUAGCUGUGCCACACUUCUUGCCCUACUGGUUUUAAGUCUUAUUCUGUGCAAUCAGUGCAGAGGCAAGAAAGCCAAAGCACCUAAAGAAGAGAAGAAAAUCAAGGAGAAGAAGAAAAAAGGAAGUGAGAAUGUGGCUUUUGAUGAUCCUGACAAUAUCCCUCCUUAUGGUGAUGACAUGACAGUCAGAAAGCAACCGGAAGGGAACCCCAAGCCAGACAUCAUUGAAAGGGAAAACCCCUACCUGAUCUAUGAUGAGACAGACCUUCCUCCCAACACCGAAACCAUACCUAGUGCCCCCCUGGCUUCUCCAGAGCAAGAGAUUGAACAUUACGACAUUGACAAUGCCAGCAGCAUUGCCCCUUCAGAUGCUGAUAUUAUUCAGCAUUACAAGCAGUUCCGUAGUCAUACCCCCAAGUUCUCCAUCCAGAGACACAGCCCACUGGGCUUUGCGAGGCAAUCCCCUAUGCCUUUGGGGGCAAGCAGUUUGACUUACCAGCCUUCAUAUAGCCAGGGCCUAAGAACCAGUUCUUUGAGCCACUCUGCUUGCCCCACUCCCAACCCCCUGUCUCGUCACAGUCCAGCUCCCUUCUCUAAGUCCUCAACAUUCUACAGAAACAGCCCUGCCAGGGAAUUGCACCUUUCCAUAAGGGAAGGUGGCCCUUUGGAGGUGCAUGGGGAUAUGUGCCAGCCUGGUAUGUUCAACUAUGCCACUAGACUAGGGCGGAGAAGCAAGAGUCCACAGACCAUGGCAACCCAUGGCUCUAGACCAGGGAGCCGCCUAAAGCAGCCAAUUGGACAGAUGCCUUUAGAAUCUGCUCCUCCAGUGGGACUCUCAAUUGAGGAGGUUGAAAGACUGAACACUCCUCGCCCAAGGAAUCCAAGCAUCUGCAGUGCAGACCAUGGUAGAUCCUCCUCAGAGGAGGAUUGUAGGAGGCCCCUAUCCCGAACCAGGAACCCUGCUGACGGCAUUCCAGCCCCAGAAUCCUCAUCAGAUAGUGACUCACAUGAGUCCUUCACUUGCUCUGAAAUGGAAUAUGACAGAGAAAAACCCAUGGCCUAUACCUCCCGGAUGCCUAAGUUAUCUCAAGUCAACGAAUCUGAUGCAGAUGAUGAAGACAAUUAUGGGGCUAGAUUGAAGACUAGAAGGUAUCCUGGCCGCCGGGCUGAGGGAGGGUCCUUAGGCACCCAGACAGCAGUAGCAAAUGUUGCUGAGAACACAUUGCCCCUGAAGCUUGGGCAGCAAGCGGGGAAUUUCAACUGGGACAACCUAUUAAACUGGGGCCCUGGUUUUGGGCAUUAUGUAGAUGUUUUUAAAGACUUGGCGUCUCUCCCAGAAAAAACAGCAGCCAGUGAAGAAGGCAAUGGUCGGACCAGUAAGCCUGCCUUCAAAGAUGGAGAAGCAGAGCAGUAUGUGUAGAUUUUAUGUACUGGAGGGACAAAAAUGCAACACCAGAUGCAAUCAAACCAUUCUGCGCUUACAAAUACAAGACGGCCCAUGUUUCAACAACACACCAUGAAUAACAAUUAUGCUGCUGAAACAGAUUUAUUUUUUUAAUUGAAUGAUGAAUUUGUUUCUCCUGCAUGCAUUGCAUUUUAGAACUAGACAUUCAGCAUGCAGAAUUGGAAGAAGGUUUCAUUCCUAUUGUUGACCACUGUUGUGUUUGUGAUUUUAAAAUUAAUCUUGUUCUGGUUAUGAGUUUGUGUUUCAACAGUGGAGUGAUUGUGUUGUUUCCAUUUUAAUAACUUCAUUGAACAUUGAAGAUUUGAUUAUCUCUUCAAUGUGUGGAAAAGAGUUCUCCAAUGCCUGAAUGAAGCAAGAAGUAGUGUUAACCACCCUCUAAAAGGUCCAGUUUCUGUAAUUCAUGUUUGCAUAGUUAAAGAGCAAUAAAUUGGAUGGUUUGCAUGAAGUAGGGUCAUGAAUCUUCUCCAUAGAAGUGGUGCUAGAAGCAACUCAUUUUUUUUUUCUGGUCAGCACUUUAGGAUUUGUUGAUGAAAGUGUGGCAAGACUUCCAAGUCCUUUUGCUAACUGUUGUGGGUACUUAUUCCAUCCCUCCUUUCCCUGAGAUACUUCUACCCAGAAGAGCUUGGGUAGAAUUCACCCCUGAGUACUGCCAUCUGUCUCCAUGACUGGGGAGCACUGUUCUCAACAGUACAGCAUUCCCAAAUGAUCAUUUUUGAAAGAUUAUUUAUUGUAAACAAGGGAAAAGUGCUGCAGUCUUGACUUUUUAAAAAAUUGAUAUAAGGGAAUCCUCUUAGUGGACUCACAUUUUCAAAUACCCGGUGUUUGUAGAAUUUAUUAAAGUAGAAAUCGAACAAAAAAAAUCAGUUUUUCCCCCUGUCCAUUUGGAAAUCCUUUAUACUGUGUAAAAAAAACACCUUUUUUUUACACUUAAGCUGUGUUUUUUGAUAUUGAUAUUUUCUUAUGCAGAAUAGUUUUCUUACUUUCAGGAAGGUAAGAAAAGUACUUUUUCACAUUUGUUACUUAUGUAACAUUCAUAUUUUUCACAUUUGAUAAUUGUAACAUACUGUAUGCUUUCUACUUGUAAAUGCCAAUAAUAGAAUUAAAUAUUUAUUUAAAAUACUUUC
Molecule: messenger RNA, 11204 nt
Organism: Monodelphis domestica (gray short-tailed opossum)
Lineage: Eukaryota; Metazoa; Chordata; Mammalia; Didelphimorphia; Didelphidae
Source: RefSeq, a predicted model, not a curated record